Siniperca chuatsi (mandarin fish) is the source of this 963-nucleotide messenger RNA. RefSeq names its product transmembrane protein 256 (gene tmem256). The record is from RefSeq and is a predicted model, not a curated record. Bases 74 to 415 code for a protein of 113 amino acids. The transcript is spliced from 4 exons. Lineage: Eukaryota; Metazoa; Chordata; Actinopteri; Centrarchiformes; Sinipercidae.
UUUAUAAAAAAGACGGUGAAGGCAGCAUCGCCGUCAGUCUUCCGCCUGUCGGAUACACACGCAGCUACGAAGUAUGGCCGCUUCUGUCGUCCGAAGGUUGGCAGCUCUGUCAGGGGCUUCAGCGGUGGCAGCUGGGGCAUACGGGGCUCACGGUUUCAAAAACAGCGACCCUGAAGACUACCAGAGAGUGCUAUUUGAAACUGCCAACAAGUACCAUUUCUACCACAGCCUAGCCCUGCUGGGUGCUGCCCACUCAGGCAAACCUGCUGUGGCCGGUACCCUCCUGAUAGCGGGCAUGGGGAUGUUCUGUGGCUCUCUGUACCACCAGGCCCUGACAGGGGACCCUGGUCUACGCAAGGUGGCUCCCAUGGGGGGCGUAGCUAUGAUCGUUGGCUGGUUGGCCAUUAUUCUCUGAACCAUAGCAGUUCACAUCUCCUCCACAGGACCAGUAUGUGACACUGAACUCUCAGACUGUUAAUGGAUGACCUGCAGAGCUUGUGAGAGUUGGCUGAGGGGGUAAAAGUGCUGAGUUAUGUCACCCUUCUAACCACUCCCUGUCCUGUCAGCAGGAGAUAAGGUCACAACAGGAUUAUCGCUGUUCUACCAUUGCUGUCUGUUUCUGACUGGUGCCCUUUGACUAUUUUGUUUGUGUUCAAAUGGAUAAGCAAAUGAUUGCAGUAUGUCAUGCAUUUUGUCACCUCAACAAUUUGUUGAUCUAACAUUUUCAAUGGCAUGUCAACUUUGUACUGUGAAAGAAAAUCACUAAUAGAAAUUCCCAAUGCUAUACAUAGGUCUGUGACUGUGAAUUUCCUUUCUUUAUUUUUACUAUAUUUUCCCCUUCUGCAGUAAAUACAGUUUAUAUUUCUGUACAUUUAUUCAGCAUAGGUAUGGCAAAUAGAGUUUAAUUAAAGAAAGGAAUAUGAAGGAUUUAAAAUGAAAUAAAUAAAUAAAUACCUUUUCUUA